Messenger RNA from Geodia barretti, 1052 nucleotides. NCBI's taxonomy places the organism in Eukaryota, Metazoa, Porifera, Demospongiae, Tetractinellida, Geodiidae. The record is from the annotation of a GenBank genome assembly.
GAGAGAAGAGAGAGGGAAGGAAGAAUGGAGGGAGGUAGGGAUAGAGAGCUGAAGAAGCCUCCUACCAGUGAACCAGUCCUCGACCAGCAGAGUAAUGUGGUCCACAGCCUUGGACACGAGCCCCGCCCUCAUCUUGUCGUGCGCCUCCUCCUCCACCACGGGCGGGGCCGGCUGGGGUGUGGUGGGUGGAGCGUCACGGGUGGAGCUUCGAGAGCCCCUGGAGAGAGACCUCAUUGAGUGUCUCGGAGAUCUGGGGAGGGAGAAAGAGACGUAUGUACAUCAUUUGCAGCAUAGCAAUCUUUGAACUACAGUGUGGGAAACAUAUUGUAAGUAAGCUAUACAGCUACGUAUGUGUUGCUUUUUGUACUUACGCCAUUUCAUUGCUGGGAACUCUGCGUCGGAGGUGGAAACUGUUUGGCCUUUCGGCCAACCCAUUGCCAGAUGGGACAGUCCCAUCCUCAGAUGGGCCGCCCCAGUUUACAGUGGGGCGGGUAGAGCUGGAAACAUUGCAGCUGAGGAGCCGACACCUGUCCUUACACUUGCGAGCCAGUCUCUGGACCUCUUCCUCAAUCUUGUCUAUUUCCACUACCCUGUUUGCACCGCUGCUUCCUUCCUCGUCACAGCCACAUGACCUGUCAUGUGACCCAGACCCUGAGUCAUGUGACCCAGAGCUCUGGAUCAUCUCGGAGGAGGUCUCUAUGUUAACUUCUGGCACUAACGGAGGUCCCGCGUUUGAUUCCGAUGUCACGGAAUGUGCCGCACCCCCAGGAAUGGGUCUGAGACCUCCGGCAGACGACGUGGACUGGAGACUGGAGGAGGAGGGGCCUCGCUGUUUCCCGCCCGUCUUACUCUGGGAGGAGUGUUCGAGGAACUUGAGGAUGGGGAAGAAGUCGGGGACAGUCACACUGAUGCCUGAGAUCUUGGUGUUGCUGCUGCAGGUGGAGAUUCUGUGCAUGUUACCACGUCUCAUAACUGGUGCUACGUAUGAAGAGAUUAAGAAGUAAUUGGGGAGUGGAGGGAGAGCUUAGUCGUGCGUUUUUCCACUAUUGGCG